GGCGCGCAAACAGUGCCUUUUCACUUUGACAUUUACAGGGAAAACUCUGCUCCUUUUUUACCUUCUGUAAACUAUUUAACAAAGCAGUCGGCUGUAAUGGCGUGUAAAAGAGGAGCUCUUAUCGUGCUGGAGGGAGUGGACAGAGCCGGGAAAACUACGCAGUGUAAUAAACUGGUCCAGGCGCUGCAACAGAACGGACAGCCGGUGGAGAUGAUGAGGUUUCCCGACAGGAGCACGACCAUCGGGCAGCUGAUCAGUUCUUAUCUGGAGAAGAAGAGCGACCUGGAGGAUCACACUGUUCACCUGCUGUUCUCUGCAAACCGCUGGGAACUGGUGCCUUUAAUGAAGAAGAAGCUGGAGCAGGGCACCACUCUGGUUGUAGAUCGGUACGCUUUCUCUGGAGCUGCUUUCACCAGCGCCAAGCCAGGUUUCUGUCUGGACUGGUGCAAGCAGCCUGAUGUGGGUCUGCCGAAGCCGGACCUCGUCAUGUUUCUGCAGCUCAGCCCCGCCGAGGCCGCUCUCAGAGGUCAGUUUGGAGAGGAGAGAUACGAGACCAGCGCCUUCCAGAAAGCGGUUCAACAGAAAUUUGAACAGCUGAUGAAGGAUCCUUCGGUCAACUGGCAGAUCAUUGACGCUUCUCAGAGUGUCGAGGACGUGCACAAGAACAUUGCAAACCAUACCAAUAACGCCAUCAACACAGCUCAGAACCUGCCACUCGGACAGCUCUGGACGCGGACUUAAAACUAUUCUCUGUAGAACUUCCACAUUGCAUCUCAGCUAGUAACGUUUUGCCAUUUUGUAUAUUACCCUCUCAAGUGUAGCUCUGACUCUUCUGCACAUUACAUUCAUUAUGUAGCUCCAGUUUAAAGAAAUGAAUGCCUGUGUUUCUAAUUAAUCCCACCUUCUCAAAAUCGAAGACAUAUACGAUUGUCAAAUGUCAGAGUUUGAUUUUUAUUUUUGAAUCCUUUUACAUGUCUAUUCUUUCACCUGUCUACAUAUUGUGUCGAGUAAAUAAAUAAUCUUCAAAUGAA
Messenger RNA from Scomber japonicus (chub mackerel), 1031 nucleotides. It is a transcript of the gene dtymk, whose product is annotated as deoxythymidylate kinase (thymidylate kinase). The record is from RefSeq and is a predicted model, not a curated record. Gene Ontology annotation, biological process: dTDP biosynthetic process; dUDP biosynthetic process; dTTP biosynthetic process. Lineage: Eukaryota; Metazoa; Chordata; Actinopteri; Scombriformes; Scombridae. Gene Ontology annotation, molecular function: ATP binding; dTMP kinase activity. The transcript is spliced from 5 exons. Bases 97 to 741 code for a protein of 214 amino acids. Gene Ontology annotation, cellular component: nucleus; cytosol; cytoplasm.